Molecule: messenger RNA, 393 nt
Organism: Colletotrichum truncatum
Lineage: Eukaryota; Fungi; Ascomycota; Sordariomycetes; Glomerellales; Glomerellaceae
Source: RefSeq, a predicted model, not a curated record
AUGAUGCCCAGCGAUAAUAUUGCCAGAGCGACGACGGAAGAGAGCCAGUACGGCAAAGAAGUGCUGCCUUUUCCGUUGGGUGGUCGCACAAAUGGCAUAACAAUGAGGAACUGUGAAAAUGCCAAUAAGAAUCCAGGGCGCGGGAAGUGGCGAGUGGAAGUUUGCACGGUCAGUAAGUCGCAGCUUCACCAAGCCGACUGUGAUAGCAAACAGAAGAACCGUGGUGGGGUAACUGGACAAGCUGACGACGAAAUUGAAUGCGUCUCCUGCUGGAGGGGCACAGAUGAACAAGAUUGUGACACCAAGAUGCAGCAACAGAGCGUAGAUGGGGGUUCGGAAGGGCCUGUUCUCCAUGAAGAGGUUGGAGAAAGGCAACACUCCAUCCUUGGCUAG